Messenger RNA from Chrysochloris asiatica (Cape golden mole), 462 nucleotides. Its product is annotated as 40S ribosomal protein S20-like. The transcript has 2 exons. Gene Ontology annotation, molecular function: RNA binding; structural constituent of ribosome. The record is from RefSeq and is a predicted model, not a curated record. Gene Ontology annotation, cellular component: ribosome; cytosolic small ribosomal subunit. Gene Ontology annotation, biological process: translation. Bases 1 to 462 code for a protein of 153 amino acids. NCBI's taxonomy places the organism in Eukaryota, Metazoa, Chordata, Mammalia, Afrosoricida, Chrysochloridae.
AUGGACAAUCUUAGAGAAGAAUGUUUCUUAAAGUAUAUCAAACAGAUAUACCGGCUAACAUACUCGCGAACAAGUCAGUCAGGAAGCCAUGCCACUGUGGCCACGGCUUUUAAGGAUACCAGAAAGAUGCCCAUGGAACCAGAGGUGGCCAUUCACCAGAUUAGAAUUACUCUAACCAGCUGCAAUGUGAAGUCGCUGGAGAAAGUGUAUGCUGACUUGACUAGAGGUGCAAAGGACAAGAACCUGAAAGUGAAGGGCCCAGUUAGGAUGCCUACCAAGACUCUGAGAACCACAACAAGAAAGAUAUCUUGUGGUGAAGGUUCUAAGACCUGGGACCGCUUCCAGAUGAGAAUCCACAAACGACUCAUUGACUUGCACAGUCCUUUUGAGAUUGUUAAGCAAAUCACUUCUAUCAGUAUUGAGCCUGGAGUAGAGGUUGAAGUCACCAUUGCAGAUGCUUGA